AUGGCGCUGCUCUGCUACAACCGCGGCUGCGGCCAGCGCUUCGAUGCCGACAGCAACGCCGACGAUGCUUGCACAUACCACCCAGGUGUACCAGUCUUCCAUGAUGCAUUAAAGGGUUGGUCUUGCUGUAGGAGAAGAACAACGGAUUUUUCUGAUUUUUUAAGCAUUGUAGGCUGUACAAAAGGCAGGCAUAAUAGUGAAAAGCCACCUGAGCCAGUCAAACCUGAAGUCAAGACUACUGAGAAGAAAGAACUAUCUGAAUUGAAACCCAAAUUUCAGGAGCACAUCAUUCAAGCCCCUAAACCAGUAGAAGCAAUAAAGAGGCCAAGCCCAGAUGAACCAAUGACAAGUUUGGAAUUAAAAGUAUCUGCCUCCCUAAAACAAGCCCUGGAUAAACUUAAACUGUCAUCUGGGAAUGAAAAAGACAAAGAAGAAGACAGUGAUGAAAUUAAGAUUGGGACCUCAUGUAAAAAUGGAGGGUGUACAAAGACAUAUCAAGGUCUACAGAGUCUAGAAGAAGUCUGUGUAUAUCAUUCUGGUGUACCUAUUUUCCAUGAAGGGAUGAAAUACUGGAGCUGUUGUAGAAGAAAAACUUCUGAUUUUAAUACUUUCUUAGCCCAAGAGGGCUGUACAAAAGGGAAACAUAUGUGGACGGCAAAGGAUGCUGGGAAAAAAGUUGUUCCAUGUAGACAUGACUGGCAUCAAACUGGGGGUCAAGUCACUAUUUCAGUAUAUGCUAAAAACUCACUUCCGGAACUUAGUCAAGUAGUAGCAAAUAGCACCUUGUUAAAUGUGCACAUUGUAUUCGAAGGAGAGAAGGAAUUUCAUCAAAAUGUGAAAUUAUGGGGUGUGAUUGAUGUAACGCGAAGUUAUGUAACUAUGACUGCAACAAAGAUUGAGAUCACCAUGAGAAAAGCUGAACCAAUGCAGUGGGCAAGCCUUGAACUGCCUGCAACCAAAACCCAGGAAAAGCAAAAAGAAGAUAAAACAGAAUGA
Messenger RNA from Pipistrellus nathusii (Nathusius's pipistrelle), 996 nucleotides. NCBI's taxonomy places the organism in Eukaryota, Metazoa, Chordata, Mammalia, Chiroptera, Vespertilionidae. The record is from the annotation of a GenBank genome assembly.